UCUAUAAUCUGUUUUAAUUCAUUUUUGUAAAGAUAUAAAGUUAUUAUCUAGAUUCACAUUUUUUACAUGUGGAUGUCCAGUUGUUCUAGUACCAUUUGUUGAAAAGAUUAUCCUUUCUCCAUUGCAUUGCCUUCGCUCUUUUGUCAAAAAUAAGUUGACUGUAUUUGUGAGGAUCUAUCUCUUGGCUGUCUAUUCUGUUCCAUUCAUUUAUAUAUUCUUUCAUUUCCACACUGUCUUAUUGACUGUAGUUUUACAGUAAGAUGAAGUUGGAUGGUAUUAGCCCUAACUUUGUUCUUCAAUAUUAUAUUGGCAGUUCUGGGUCUUUUGCCCUUCCAUUUAACUUUAGAAUCAGUUUGCCAAUAUCCACAAAGUAACUUGCUGGGAUUUUUAUUUUGAUUGCAUCAAAUCUGUAGAUCAAGUUGGGAAGAACUGACAUCUUAACAAUAUUGAAUCAUUCUAUCCAUGAACAUGGAAUAGCUUUCCAUCAAUUAGAUAUUCUUUGAUCUCUUUCAUCAGAGUUUUGUGGUUUUUCUCAUUUAGAUCUUAUGUGAAUUUUGUUAGACUUAUACCCAAGUAUUUCUUGCAAAUAUAAGUGGGGUUGUGUAUUUAAUUUCACAUUCUACUUGUUCAUUACUGGUCUGUAGGAAAGCAAUUGACUUGUAUAUAUUAACCUUUUUCAUGCAACAUAAUUGCUUGUUACUUCCAGGAGGUUUUUUUUGGUAAAUUCUUUGGGACUUUUGACAUAGAUAAUCAUGGCAUUUACAAACAAAGACAGUUUUGUUUCUUCUUUCCCAAUCUGUAUACCUUUAAUUUCCUUUUCUAGUCUUAGUGCAUUAGCUGGGAUUUCCAUUAAGGUGUGUGAUGAGUAGGAAUGGUGAGAAGAGACAUCCUUUUCUUGAUCUUAUAGGGAAAACCCCCCUAAUUUCUCACCAUUAAUUAUGAUGUUAGCUGUAGGAUUUUUGUAGAUACUCUUUGUCGAGUUAAGGAAUUUCCCCUCUGUUGUUUGUUGAGAGUUUUUACAUGAAUAAGUGUUGGGUUUUCUCAAAUGUUGUUUUCUAUUUCUGUUGGUAUCAUGAUUUUUCUUUAGUUUUGUCUCUUUCUUUUUGAUUCAAGGAAAUUAGCUCUUUACCUCAGAUCUUAACUCCCAGUAUUUGCCAUUUAAAAAAAAUUUUAUGAAGUCAAAUGGUUUAUUUUCCUUUCUGUCUUUUGAGUUUUGUGUUGUACUUAAAGGCUUCUUGCUACAGCAUUAUAAGUAGAAAUAUUAACCUCUUUCCUAAUAUUAUGAUGUUACUUUUCAUGUUUAUAUCUUUGAGCUUAUUUUAUUUGGGGCAAAAUAUUAGACAAGGAACAGGAUAUUUUUCUGAUGGCUUACAGUUGUCCCAGAUAGAUUAAAUUUUUGGUAGAUGGAUAUAAUAGAGAAGUGGCAACCCAGACUAAAAGAACUACAGAAAUCAAAGUAGUUGUUGGAGUUCAACAACAACAAAAAAUCCAGUUUGGUUUUGGGUAAAGGAUAUAGAAAUACAAGAGGGAAAUUAUUAAGAGGUGGGACUUGAAAGAUGGUUGAGACCAGAACAUGGAGAACACUGGAUAGAAGAAACAAGCAAUGAAGGGCUUUGGGUAGAGUGGGUAACAUAGCGCGGGUAACAUAAUGAGAACUCUGUUAUGAGAACUCAUUUGAAUGUAGAAUGUGAAAUGAUUUGAAGUAGGUGAAUCUUGAAGAGGAACAAGAAGAGAUUUUUGUCUUCUGAGUGAGAAUAUAUGAGUGAGAAUAACAAAGGCAACUGAAUGGAUAUAGGUGACAAAAUACGUUUAAACCAGAACCUGAUUAACUUAGGAUUUUCCUGGAAAUGGACCCUCAGGAAUCUGCCUUUCUUAUAUGCUGUCAGGCUACAGACCAUAUUUAUCAUCAGAAGCAAUACAUCCAAACACAAUCUUACAUAGCAAAUUAGAAGAAGCGAGACAUCUUUCCAUUGUUGAUCAGGACUUAGAGUACUUGUCUGAGGGCCUUGAGGGUCGAUCAUCCAAUCCUGUUGCAGUACUUUUCGACGCACUUCUUCAUCCAGAUGCUGACUUUGGGUAUGAUUAUCCAUCCAUUUUGCAUUGGAAAUUGGAACAGCAUCAUUAUAUCCCUCACUUAGUUCUUGGUAAAGGUCCACCUGGUGGAGCUUGGCAUAAUAUGGAAGGCUCGAUGUUGACAAUCAGCUUUGGAAAUUGGAUGGAGCUACCUGGACUUAAAUUUAAAGAUUGGGUAUCUAGCAAACGAAGGAACCUAAAAGGGGAUCGAGUUAUGCCAGAGGAAAUAGCUCGCUACUAUAAACAUUAUGUAAAAGUCAUGGGUCUUCAGAAGAAUUUCAGAGAGAAUACUUACAUUACCUCUGUAUCAAGACUCUACAGAGAUCAAGUUGAUAAUGAUGGUCAAGACAGAGAUAUUUCAACACAGCAUUUACAGAUAGAGAAGUCAAAAUUUACCAAGAGAAACUGGGAAAUCAGGGGUUAUCAGCGAAUAAGAGAUGGUUCCCAUAUUCCCUUCUGUCUCUUUGCUGAAAAUGUAGCUCUGGCAACCGGAACAUUGGAUUCUCCUGGCCGUUUGGAAAUUGAUGGGGAAGAUUUUCCUUUUGUGUUUCAUUCAAUGCCUGAAUUUGGAGCCGCUAUAAGCAAAGGACAGUUGUGUGGCAAAGUGGAUCCAGUGUUAAUUGUAGGUUCUGGGCUUACCGCAGCUGAUGCAGUACUGUGUGCUUACAACAAUAAUGUCCCUGUGAUUCAUGUAUUUCGCAGACGAGUAACUGAUCCAAGCUUAAUUUUCAAACAGCUUCCCAAAAAGCUUUAUCCAGAAUACCAUAAAGUCUAUCAUAUGAUGUGUACUCAGUCAUAUUCUUUAGACUCAAAUCUUUUAUCUGAUUAUACCAGUUUUCCUGAGCACCAUGUGCUUUCCUUUAAGUCGGACAUGAAAUGCAUUCUUCAAAAUAUCUCUGGAUUAAAAAAAAUAUUUAAGCUCUCUGCAGCAGUAGUAUUGAUAGGUUCUCAUCCCAAUCUGUCCUUUCUGAAGGAGCAAGGGUGUUACCUGGGCCACAACUCAAGCCAGCCAAUCACAUGUAAGGGUAAUCCUGUGGAAAUAGAUGCAUAUACAUAUGAGUGUGUUAAAGAAGCCAACCUUUUUGCAUUGGGUCCUUUGGUUGGAGACAAUUUUGUUCGAUUUUUAAAGGGAGGGGCACUGGGUGUUACACGCUGUUUAGCUACAAGACAGAAGAAAAAAAAGCAGCAUUUAUUUGUUGAAAGAGGAGGAGGAGAUGGGAUAGCUUAGAGCAGGUUUACAAGUAAUUUAUAUGAACACUUUACCAUUAAAGAUUUUUAAUAGUGGUUUUACAGUGUACUGGCUUGAAUUUUCUGAACUUGAAUUAACUGAGAGAGCCUCAAGCUAUAGUAACUAUUUUUUAAAGUUACCAGAAUUUGGUGUCCUAAUUACAUUAUAAUGUAUCAAAGGUGUCAAUUGUCAGACAAAUAGAAACACUGCCAAUUUGGUAUACUUUAAGUUCUCACUUAACUAAAACAUUCUUUUCUUCCAAGACAUUUUUUGUGAUCAUUGUUGCUUAUUUAUGUUUGAUUACAAAAUAUGACAGCAUUGAAUCUAUAAAACCACAGUCAUUAGGCCAGAGGUUUCCCUCACUUUAUAUAUUGGGUCACCUUGCUGCUCAAAGGGUGGUUCAAAGAUAGCAUCAGCUUCAUUUCUGGCUUGUUAGAAAGGUAGACUCUCAGGACCCACAACAGACUUACUGAAUCAGAAAUUACAUCUUAAUGAGAUCCUCAAGGAAUAUGUAUGCUUAUUAAAGCUUGAGACACACCGGUCUAAAAGAAAAUGGGAUGUAAGAAGGUACAGAUAGAUGCUGAGGGUGGGUGGAAGUAGAGGGCAUAUACUACUCAGGUUUUAUUUAUUUUGAAAUUAUCAAUUGUAUAAAUCUAAUUUAUUAACAAAUAUGGGCUUUUAAAAUUUUUAUUGUUGAAACCUUGACAGGUAAUUCAUAGUUUCAGCUUCUAAUUUAAACAGUCCAAUAAUGUUGGCAUAUACUGAGACAUCCAGGAACCUGCUGAGAUAUUUUUUAGAGAUAUAUUCUCUAGUUAACUAGCAUAAUACUAUU
Molecule: messenger RNA, 4133 nt
Organism: Aethalodelphis obliquidens (Pacific white-sided dolphin)
Lineage: Eukaryota; Metazoa; Chordata; Mammalia; Artiodactyla; Delphinidae
Gene: OSGIN2
Product: oxidative stress induced growth inhibitor family member 2
Exons: 5
Coding region: 1877-3301 (474 amino acids)
Biological process (GO): negative regulation of cell growth
Molecular function (GO): growth factor activity
Source: RefSeq, a predicted model, not a curated record